ACAAGCCAGCUUCACCGACAUCAUGAACUCAAAGAUUUUCUUCGUGGCAGCUCUCCUUGCUGUGGCCGCCGCGGACAGACGGCCUUAUUCCUACUCCGCCCCACAGUUCUCCUCCGAGGAAUUCGGCCCCGCCCACUACGACUUCGACUGGGCGGUCCAGCACAGCGACUCCGGCAACAACUUCGGCCACCAGGAGGCCCGCGACGGCCACGACACCCAAGGAUCCUACUACGUGCAGCUCCCCGACGGCCGCCUGCAGACCGUCAGGUUCACUGUCCAAGGAGACUCAGGAUUCCUCCCUGAGGUGUCCUACGAGGGAGAGGCUCGUUACCCUGACUCCUUCGAGUCCUUCGAGUCGUUCGAGUCCCGUGAAUCUCGUCGCUACGCCCCUCCAAGGCCCGUGUAUGGUUAGAGAAAUGACUCCAUCUUAACCUUUCCUAUUUUGACCUGACACGUAUAGAGCCUAUGUAUAUUUUUCUGUAUAUAUUUAUUUUUUGCAAUGAUGAUCUAUUAAAAUGCAUGCCAAGGAA
This is a messenger RNA of Penaeus vannamei (Pacific white shrimp), 530 nucleotides long. RefSeq names its product pro-resilin-like. The record is from RefSeq and is a predicted model, not a curated record. Gene Ontology annotation, cellular component: extracellular matrix. NCBI's taxonomy places the organism in Eukaryota, Metazoa, Arthropoda, Malacostraca, Decapoda, Penaeidae.